GUUCUUUCUGUAGCUUCUUUAGCCUCUAGGAAUGGAGAUGUGGUUGCAAUUAUCAUCCUUUUGGUUACCUCUUUUGCAUUGGGCAUGGAAUUUAAUUAUGUAUUGCGUCAUGAUGGGUAUGAGAUAGACUUGAGGUUUGCACAUAUCUUAAAUACAAUGCCCUAUUGGGAUGUUUGCCGUUGAGUUUGCAAAUAGCUUUUGGCUUCCAGUUUUUGAAAUGAAAUUCUCGAGUGUGUCAAACACUGAAAAACUGAUUCCACCUUAUUUCCACAGCAGAUUUCUUCUCCAAACUUCAUUUUGGAAAAGCUACAAUUUAAAGCUUCUCUUACACUUUUCUGAAAUGGUUUUUCAAAACCAUUUUGCGAACACCCCCGUUGUCUAUCAAACUUAAUAUAUUCUCCAUUGGUGUUCUUUUUAGUGUUGGUGGACAACUGAUGUGCUUCAAUUUUCUUAUCUGGAAGGAUGCAGAUAUGUUUACAGGUAAAUGUUGGUGUUGAAUUUUUCAGAGAUCCUAUACUGGAAAUACUUCAGUUUGAGAGACCUCCGGAGAGAAAUUUGCCUUCUGGGAGUUGGAAAAGUUUGACUUACGUAGAUCAAGAUCCUUGUGAUGAGCUCUUGAAGUGGGUGCUUCCUUUGGAUAAUAAGAUUCUUCCUCCAGUCCAACCUCCUUCCCCUCCUCAACUUAGUUAUUCUCCUUCUAUACGCACCUCAUCCGCAAGGAUCAUUUCGUCACCAGCAACUGGUUCUCAGCUUUUCUCUUUUGGGAACUUCAGAAGUUACUCCAUGUCCUCACUUCCGUCAAAUAGUGUGCAGCCGUCAUCUGCUUCAAACUCUAAUUCCAUACCCAAUUUUGAUCCCGAAAAUUGGGAACAGUUCUCAUUUCAGAAGGCAAUCAAGAGUGAAAACAGCAGGAAUGAAGGGCUUUUGUCUUUUCGAGGUGUGUCCUUGGAGCCUGAAAGAUUUUUGGGUCAUUGUGGUUUGGAAGGGGUGUUUAUGCCCGGAAGGAGAUGGAGAAGGAAAAUUGAAAUUAUCGAACCAUUAGAAGUCAAAACGUUUUCUGCCAAUUGCAAUUCAGAUGAUCUCAUUUGUGUUCAAGUAAAGAACAUUGCUCCAGAACAUACACCAGAUCUUGUCUUGUACAUAGAUGCCAUUGCAGUUGUCUUUGAAGAAGCAUCACAAAGUGGACCUCCUUUAUCAUUACCCAUUGCAUGCAUUGAAGCUGGGAAUGAUCAUUGUUUACCGGAUUUGGCUCUCAGGAGAGGUGAGGAACACUCUUUUAUUCUCAAACCAGCCCCCCGCACUUGGAAAAACUCCAAGGGUAACAGUGAGAAAACUUCAUGGUUACCACAUAUGAAAACGAGAAAUGUAGCAUCAACAUUGCAGCAUUCCUCAAAUGUUGUGGGGAACAAUAUCUCGACAACUGCUGAUAAGUAUGCUAUUCUUGUAUCAUGUGCAUGCAAUUAUACUGAGUCUAAGCUGUUCUUCAAACAGCCCACAAGCUGGCGACCACGGAUAUUUAGGGAUUUGAUGAUAUCUGUUGCAUCAGAAAUGUCAAAACAAACUCUAGUUUCUGAUGAGAGCGGGGCUCAGCUUCCAGUACAGGUCCUAACACUUCAAGCAUCAAAUUUGACUUCUGAAGAUUUGACGAUGACAGUACGGGCCCCAUCUUCCUUUACUUCACCGCCUUCUGUGUUGUCAUUGAGUUCUUCUCCAACAUCACCACUUAGCCCCUUUCUUGGCUCUUCCGAGCUCUCAGAAAGAAUGAACAAUGAGAAGGCCAUUUCUCUACCUGAUGCCCUUCCAAGUAAUGAUUUGGGUUGCACACAUUUAUGGUUGCAGAGUAAGGUUCCCUUGGGCUGUGUUCCUUCUCAAUCCACUGCCACAAUCAAACUUGAGGUUCUUCCCUUGACAGAUGGCAUUAUCACACUCGAUUCCUUCCAGAUUGAUGUGAAGGAGAAAGGCCUCACGUAUGUACCGGAGCAGUCUCUGAAGAUAUAUGCAACUUCGAGCAUUUCCACUGCAAUGAGGUGAUUUUAAAUUGUUCUUGAAUGGUAUAUCAAUUUUUUUGUAGUGGGAAUUAUGACAUAGACUAUUAGAGGAAUCUGUCUUUACUUCUUCCCUUUAUGUUAAUCUAUCUAUGAAUCUAAGAUGCUGCUUUAUCAGCACCAAAGUGUUGUACCAUUAAAUUUUUUUGUUGUAA
Cuscuta campestris is the source of this 2200-nucleotide messenger RNA. Lineage: Eukaryota; Viridiplantae; Streptophyta; Magnoliopsida; Solanales; Convolvulaceae. The record is from the annotation of a GenBank genome assembly.